This is a messenger RNA of Fraxinus pennsylvanica, 813 nucleotides long. Lineage: Eukaryota; Viridiplantae; Streptophyta; Magnoliopsida; Lamiales; Oleaceae. The record is from the annotation of a GenBank genome assembly.
AUGAUAAAUUUAUUUUUCUGCUUAAUAUUUCUUUGUCAUUUAAUCAAUCCAAGUUCUUCAACCGUUCACCUUAAAUCCACAUCCCAAUCGUUCGUGGAUUCUCCUGCCAGAUUUACUAGAAGGGUCAAUGGUAGUAGAAUUUGUGGAUCUUUGCAUUUGGCUGAUCCACUCGACGCCUGUUCUUUGCUGCUUAAUGAAGUUGAAUAUGGUGAUUCUGAGAUUGCAAGAUUUGCCCUGAUAGUCAGAGGCAAAUGCGCGUUCGAGGAGAAGAUCAGAAAUGCUCAGGAUGCCGGGUUUCGUGCAGCCGUGGUUUAUGAUGAUCAGCAUAACCACAACCUCAUUUCCAUGGUGGGAAACCCUGAUGGCAUAUGGAUUCCUGCUGUAUUUGUCUCAAAUGAAGUGGGGGAGACCCUGACGAAGCAUGCUCAUGCAGAGGAAAAUGAAUGUUGCAUCAUCUCAUCUCUUGAUGAAACUGCCUGGACAGUGCUGGUAAUAUCGUUUAUCUCACUUCUUGUAGUUGUAUCUCUCCUAGCCACAAUCUUCUUCACUUACAACCACAGAUGGAAUCAGCGAGGAACUAGGCAUGUUAUUGACAAUAAGGUAGUGGAUAUUCUUCCCUGUAUAACAUUUGAUGCUGCUAAACUGAUUUGCAACACUGGGGAGACAUGUGCAAUAUGUCUUGAGGAUUACAAAGAUGGGGAAUGCCUCAAAAUUCUUCCCUGCCAACAUGAUUUCCAUGCUGGAUGUGUGAACUCAUGGUUGACCAAAUGGGCCACAUCUUGCCCAGUUUGCAAGCACGAUAUCCGAGCUUAA